Messenger RNA from Abrus precatorius (Indian licorice), 1244 nucleotides. Its product is annotated as GDSL esterase/lipase At5g22810-like. The transcript is spliced from 5 exons. NCBI's taxonomy places the organism in Eukaryota, Viridiplantae, Streptophyta, Magnoliopsida, Fabales, Fabaceae. Gene Ontology annotation, molecular function: hydrolase activity, acting on ester bonds. The record is from RefSeq and is a predicted model, not a curated record. The coding region runs from base 144 to 1244 and encodes 366 amino acids.
GUUGGAACAUUAAUGAAACUCUCGGAACUGCAGCCUUGCCACACGGUAUGGACCAGCUUCAAAGCAAAAGACUAACGUCAGAUUAUCAGUUCCCAAAACUGUAACGCACCUUGAGAGUUCACGCUCUCUAUGUGUGUGUUUGCAUGAGCAAGAGGCUCAUUGCUGAAGAGGAUUUGAAAAGUUUAAGUAUGGGGUUUUCUAGUUCUUUCUUGAUCGGCUUUCUUCUUCUUGCUGCGGUGCUCAAUGUAACUAAUGGGCAGCCUCUGGUUCCUGCAUUGUUCAUAUUUGGGGACUCGGUUGUUGAUGUGGGCAAUAAUAACCGUUUAUUAACUGUUAUUAAAGCAAACUUCCCUCCUUAUGGAAGAGACUUUGAGAAUCACAAUCCAACAGGAAGGUUCUGCAAUGGAAAGCUAGCCACAGACUUCACUGCUGAAACCCUUGGAUUUACCUCCUAUCCACCUGCUUACCUCAACUUGAAGUCCAAAGGAAAGAACCUCUUGAAUGGUGCCAACUUUGCCUCAGCUGGUUCUGGUUACCUUGAAUCUACAGCCAAACUAUAUAAUGCAAUUCCAUUGAGCCAGCAGCUAGAAAACUACAAGGAGUGCCAGAAGAAAUUGAUGGUUGUAGCAGGGAAAUCAAGUGCUUCAUCAAUUAUAUCUGGUGCUAUAUAUCUUGUUAGUGCAGGGAACAGUGAUUUUGUUCAGAACUAUUACAUAAAUCCUCUGCUUAACAAGCUUUAUACAACUGAUCAAUUCUCAGACAUGAUCAUGCGAUACUAUUCCAGUUUCAUCCAGAAUUUAUAUGCACUGGGAGCAAGGAAGAUUGGUGUGACAACAUUACCUCCAAUAGGUUGCCUACCUGCAUCCAUCACUCUCUUUGGUCUUCUUAGAAAUGACUGUGUGGCCAAUCUAAAUAGUGAUGCUAUUAACUUCAAUGAAAAGCUCAAUACCACAUCUCUGAACUUGCAAAACAUGCUUCCUGGCCUCAAUUUGGUCAUCUUUGAUAUCUACCAACCUCUAUAUAACCUAGUCACCAAACCUUCUGAAAAUGGAUUUUUUGAAGCAAGGAAGGCUUGUUGUGGAACUGGUUUGAUAGAGACAUCUAUAUUGUGCAAUAAUAAGUCCAUAGGAACUUGUGCUAAUGCGUCUGAAUAUGUGUUUUGGGAUGGUUUUCAUCCCUCAGAAGCUGCAAACAAGGUUUUGGCAGAUGAUUUGAUUGCUGCUGGCAUCUCUCUUAUAUCCUAA